AUGACCCAUUCAACCCUCAGUCUGAGCUCAAAUGAAGAUUUAACCAACGAUCCUGACAUACAGCCUUACGUGACAAAUAAUGCAAGGUUAAGGCUGAUGCGGUUGUCUGAAGCAGCAGAAAAGCUUCGACGUCAGGCAGCUAUUAGUAUUCAAACUGGAAAAGAAAAGGAUGCAAGGGACCUACUUUUUCAAAAGAAGAAGGUUAUGGAGGCUUUGGAGAAGUCAAAGAGUCGAAUUAAUUUACUUGAUGAGCUUUCCACAAAGCUUAAUGAGGUAUAA
Molecule: messenger RNA, 279 nt
Organism: Ilex paraguariensis (yerba mate)
Lineage: Eukaryota; Viridiplantae; Streptophyta; Magnoliopsida; Aquifoliales; Aquifoliaceae
Source: the annotation of a GenBank genome assembly